CAGCGAGCCCCGCCUGUGCUAUCCCGCAGGAGGAGGGGGUUGGGGGAAUACAGGGCUCCCCAAGGAGCAGGGCCCGUCCUCACUUGUGUAGCUGGCGCCCAAGGCGGGGUCGUGUCCUGAGAACUCUUUCUCUCCCCUGCUGAUGCUUGGCACGUGUUGGCCACUAUACCCUGCUAGGGAGCUGAGCAGCCGAGGACUGCCCGGAACGGGUGCGUCUCGUAGCGCUUGCUCCCAUGGGGCGCGCUUUCAUCAACGCACCCAGUUGGCGGAAGCGCAUGGCCGCGCCCACUGGGGGAGCGGUGUAGUUGAUGAACCUGUACGCUGGCGAUUUCCUUCCGCCAUAGCCAUGGCUGCCGGGAGGGCGGCUAGGACCGGGCUAAACGGUCUCUUCGCUGUGUACAAACCCCCCGGGGUGGCUUCGAUCAGGGUGCGGGACACAGUGGAGACCCUGCUCCUGAAAGAACUGAACUCUCUGGAACAGCCAGCUGUGCAGCAGCAAGUACGCUUCCUGCCUACCACUGUAGAAGGAAAUGCUGGGAAAGAGCUGACCCUCACAGUUACCCAGUUGCCUGUCCUGGCUGCCCACCCACUAGUUAAAGGACCAGAGUUCACUUACUUGAAAAUUGGAGCAGGUCACCGUCUGGAUACAAAGUCAUCUGGAGUGUUUGUGCUUGGAGUGGGCCAUGGGAACAAGCUGCUCACUGAUAUGUACAACGCCCAUCUUACUAGGGUUUAUACUGUUCGUGGACUGUUUGGCAAAGCCACAGAUGACUUCUCAGACACAGGCAGGCUAAUAGAGAAGACCACAUUUGAUCAUGUCACAAGGGACAAGCUGGAGCGGAUUCUUGCUGUCAUUCAGGGAACCAAUCAUAAAGCUCUGCUGAUGCACUCUAACAUUGACCUGAAAACUCAAGAGGCCUAUGAGCUGGCUGUUGAAGGUUUAAUUCGCCCGAUGGAAAAAACCCCUCCAUUAAUCACAGCAAUUCGAUGCCUCCAAUUUGCACCUCCAGAAUUCCAGCUAGAAAUCCAGUGUUUGCAUGAGACCCAGCAGUACCUCCGAAAGAUAGUUCACGAGAUUGGGUUGGAGCUGAAAUCAACUGCUGUGUGCACCCAGGUGCGGCGGAUACGGGAUGGCUUUUUCACACUUGACAGUGCUCUCCUGCGAACGCACUGGAACCUGCAGAAUAUCCGGAAUUCAAUUCAAGACUCUAAGAUCAAAGUGAAAGUGGGGCUUCAGAGAAGCUUGGGCCACCAAGCUAGGAGUGGUAAAAGACAUACCGAUAUGGAUCAGGUUGCAGAGAGCAAACUGCACAGUACAGAGGGAACGUCUGCAAGCGAUCUGACUCAUAAUGAGAUAACCACACGCUGACUGACAGGUGGAGAGUAAUAGGAAGGGAAAAUGGUGGUUACAGUCCACAACUAGCCCUUCCUUGGGGUGGUCCUCGAUUUUGUAAGGGUUGGUUGUGUUUUCAUUCAGGCAAGGCAUUUCUCCAUUGACAGGCAGAAUAAUUUUUGUAAGUAUUGCACAACACUGCAGCAAAACUGUUGAUAGCUGAGAUGAGUGUACAUUUCCUUGCAAAGCCAAAACUGCUACUGAUUCAGUGGGAACAUCAGGUUGGUGAGGGAUGUAAGAGCGGGCCCUUCAAUUAGUUUAGAGAUGGGAAUACAACCAGCGUGUUGCAGGCUUUACUUCUUUUAUUCUCUUUAUGCACCUUGUGACAGAGUGUGACCUCAGUGGUUCUUUUCCCAAUUUCAUACAUAUAUAUUUUUUAUUAUGACACUUUCUAUAGAUCAGCCCCAUUUUCAAAUACAUGAAAGGGGUAAAGAUUAAUUGUUCAAACCAAGAAAGGGUUCUGCCUAGGGGAAACUACAAUGUAAGCAACUAAGACUAAAGUAGGGAGGUAAUACUAUUUCUCAUGCAGGGUAACUAAUAUCUGGAGUAGGUUAGUCAGAGAGCCAGUUGAAGCGGGAGAAAGGAGAGAGGCUUAUUAUAGGAAGACUGGAGUAGGAUGUAAAAACAAGAAGUUGGAAUGGGGUGAAUUAAAAUCCAAGGUAAUAUAUUUUAUGGGGAAAGAUGCUAUUAUUUGAUACUCAAAUUUAAGUCAACGGGGCCAAAAGCCCCUGCAUUUUGUUUGCAUGCAUCUAUAGUCCUCCAUCAUUUUAUUUUUUCCUGCCCUUCGGCAAAAUUGUAUGUUACCUUUAAAGAGAAACAGCAAGGGAGUACAGGUUUAGAAUUCACUGAGAUUCCAUUAGUGCUCAUUUAAAGCUACAAAUUACUAUUUUACAUAAACAAUGACAGGUACAUUAGCAAUUAGCUAAUGUAUUUCUAAAAUGUGUAGGGCUCAAAGUGUGAUGCCAAGAUGUACUAAAGGAUUGCAAUCUAAGAUUUUGAUGGAGUGCCAAUCAUUAAUAUCUAGGUUAUGCUUUGCAGUGAGAACUCUCAUCACACGUGGGGGCUCAAAAUUAGGUAACACCCCUCAUUUUAGAUUCUAAAAUAUUUUAAAUAUAAAAGUGAUGGUGCACUGGUUAUUACUAUAGUGAGGAUUACCUUCUCCCCCAUGCUUAGAAAUAUCUUGCAGACACAUGUAUGUUAUUGGCUGAUCUUGCUAGGCCUUACAGUCAACUGGUGGGCAUUUUUGUUUGGAAGUACUGUGAUACCUUUAGAACACUACAUCUGACCAAUUGCAAAAUUUCCAGGCAUGUUCUAGGCAUCAAUUGGCAGAACCCUAUUGAUUUUUGGGAAAAAAUUAGAAAAGCAGAAGGAAAAAUGAGACACAGACUGAGACACCUGCCAUCCAUCAUGACACCUUGAAUGACUUAUCUCCCAGACAGAAGAGAGAGAACGGGAGCGGGAAAAGGAGUCACAGCAGGGAAUCGGCAUGGGCGGGGGGAGGGCAUGAAAGGGGUUGCAGAGAAUCCCUGAAAUAGUAGGGGAUCAGAGGGCAGCACACAGAGUGCUUGUGGGAGAGAAUGGAGAGAUGGAAGGAGCCUCUAAUAUGUGUAAUGAGCUCAGCCUGUGGAGGCAACAAAGUAUGCAAACACCCCCCACCAAAUUUCUACUAUCAAAAGAGAUUCUACCUCUUCCAGACUUGUACAAAGAGGCACAUAUAGGCACAAUUUCUCCUUUGAAAAUGUACCUGGACAGCUGUUAAAAGGUGAGCAGUAACUCUGAUAUCAGCAAUUGCAACCAUGGCAGGGGAGGAAGGAUUUAAAGACUAGUUUACACAGGGCACUGAGGCCUGCUCUACACUAGGAAAUUAAGUAAGUUUAACUACAGCAGUCAGCAUGUGAAAAAUCCACACCCGAGUGGCAUUGUUAAAUUGACCUAAGUCCCCACAUAGACAGCACUAGACUGAUAGAAUUCUGUUGGCCUAGCUUCUCAGGGAGGUGGAUUACCUACACCGAGGGGAGAAUCCUUCCCUGUCAGU
Molecule: messenger RNA, 3428 nt
Organism: Mauremys reevesii (Reeves's turtle)
Lineage: Eukaryota; Metazoa; Chordata; Testudines; Geoemydidae
Gene: TRUB2
Product: TruB pseudouridine synthase family member 2
Biological process (GO): RNA processing; pseudouridine synthesis
Molecular function (GO): RNA binding; pseudouridine synthase activity
Source: RefSeq, a predicted model, not a curated record